CACUGUUAGGUGGCACUGAUAUGCAGCACUGAUGCACACUGAUAGGCGGCACUGACUGGCACUGAUAGGUGGCACUGAUUGGCAGCACUGAUAGGUAGCACUGACUGGCACUGAUGGGUGACACUGAAAGGCAGCUCAGAUGGGCACUGAUAUAUGGUAUUGAUGUGGCACUGAUGUGGCACUGGCAGGUGGCAUGGAUGAGCACUGGAGAGCUGGCACUGAUGGACAGUGACAGGUGGCGCUGCUGGGGCUACACAGAUCAUCAGUGCCCUGAUGAUCACUGAUCACAUGACCGAGCCGACAUCUUCGGCUCUUUCUGUGAUCGGUGAUCCAUUGUGUCUGAGUGAGGAUGUCAUAU
Molecule: messenger RNA, 358 nt
Organism: Staurois parvus
Lineage: Eukaryota; Metazoa; Chordata; Amphibia; Anura; Ranidae
Source: the annotation of a GenBank genome assembly